AUGCCGCACCUGAGGCACUGGGACCAAUCGGCAUGGAGCUGUCUGUGCUCACUGCCGCUUCGGUUCCACGCUGCAAAAGUCCAGCUUCGUGAUUCUACCCAGAGCUGCUCUCGAGCUUACCCUCAUCUCAACCUCCGCGUCAACCACGUCUUCCAUCCAGCCGUCCGCCCCCCGCAGCCGCCACAAACUGCCCUCAUGCAAUGGGCUGACACCAGAGCGCUGCGCCCUCUCGUCAGCAGCAUCGCAGUUGCGCGAAUGCCCCCUCGAACCCCCGGCCUUCCUCUUGGCCUGCUUCGCCCUCUGUCCCGAUCAUGGCUGAAUCACCGCCCCCUUCAUGCCGCCGCCCUGCGCGGCAGUCCAUCUAGGAAGGGCAAGACGUCCAUCUUCAAGGAGAUGUUUCCAGACGCCAGUGCCGGCCACGAGACCCCGAGGACCGACCGACCAAGACGCCCACGCGACGACAUAUUGGCCAAGGAGCCGCCCAUUCAGCGAGAGCUCCUGGGCAAGGAUGAUCUGCACGCGUGGCUCGAGGCACAGAGCCAUGGCGAGGAAGGCAUCAACGCUCGCCCGGAGAAGGACGAAAUGCCGGCGAUGCUCAUCCUUCAUCCACCUCCACGACCGCAACACCCUCGCCCCCUGGACAGUUACUUCAUCCUCUUCACCUCGCGCGCCGCCGCCCGCGCCUACCAGCGCGAGGCCGAGCAGCUCUACAGCCGCGCCCGCGCCGACGCCGCCAAGCAAGACCUCACCCCGGCCCCGCCCGCCGACGACAUUCCCCCCUUUACGCUGGCGCCCCCGUCCCCGGGGCCCCUGAACCUUAAGUUCUACGCCCUACCGCCGAGCACCGCCGCCCGCCUCGGCGCCUUCACCCUCGCCAAAGACGCUGCCCGCCCCGGAAAAGUCUGUCCAAGGCGCACAGAAAGGUCGUCGUCUCGCUGCAGGGCGGUGCCCUGCCGCCGGGCCGCGUUCUGGGGCCUCGUGCGGGGAGAUGGGGAGGAGAAGGAAACCAGCUGGGAACGUGCUUGA
This is a messenger RNA of Verticillium alfalfae VaMs.102, 1026 nucleotides long. RefSeq lists its product with no specific name. The record is from RefSeq and is a predicted model, not a curated record. Lineage: Eukaryota; Fungi; Ascomycota; Sordariomycetes; Glomerellales; Plectosphaerellaceae. The transcript is spliced from 2 exons. The coding region runs from base 1 to 1026 and encodes 341 amino acids.